AAUUAAACAAAUGUAGCGAUCGUUUCCAUCAAGAUUAGCGGGAAGAAGAUGGGGAAGCAGUAGUUGUUUGUUUCUGAAGAAGAAGAAGUGAAGCGAGGCAGCGAUUGAGGAAUUAAUUAAGGGAUUGUGGUGGUGAUGCAGCCGCUAGAAGUAGGAACUCGCGUGCUGUGCCGAUGGAGGGACGGUAAACAUCAUCCGGUGAAGGUGAUCGAGCGCCGUAGGCUUCAAUCCGGUGGACCCAAUGACUACGAGUACUAUGUUCAUUACACCGAGUUCAAUAGGAGGCUUGAUGAAUGGGUUAGACUUGAACAACUUGACCUGGAUUCAGUAGAAAAUGAUGUAGAUGAAAAGGUCGAAGACAAGGUAACAGGUUUGAAAAUGACACGUCACCAGAAACGCAAGAUUGACGAAACUCAUGUUGAGGGGCAUGAAGAGCUUGAUGCUGCUAGCUUACGUGAACAUGAAGAGUUCACGAAAGUUAAAAAUAUUGCAACUAUAGAACUUGGAAGGUAUGAGAUAGAGACGUGGUACUUCUCCCCUUUUCCACCAGAAUACAAUGAUUGCCUCAAUCUCUACUUUUGUGAGUUUUGUCUCACUUUUAUGAAGCGCAAACAACAGCUUCAGAGACAUAUGAAAAAAUGUGACCUGAAGCACCCCCCUGGUGAUGAGAUAUAUCGUAGCGGCACCUUGUCAAUGUUUGAGGUUGACGGGAAAAAGAACAAGGUGUAUGGGCAAAAUCUUUGUUAUCUAGCAAAACUGUUUCUUGACCACAAGACCCUUUACUAUGAUGUUGACUUGUUUCUAUUUUAUGUGCUGUGUGAGUGUGACGAUCGCGGCUGCCACAUGGUUGGUUAUUUCUCCAAGGAGAAGCAUUCAGAGGAGUCAUACAAUCUUGCUUGCAUUUUAACUCUUCCUCCCUAUCAGAGGAAAGGCUAUGGCAAAUUCCUAAUUGCAUUUUCUGCAGCUUAUGAACUUUCAAAGAAAGAAGGUAAAGUUGGGACACCUGAAAGACCUCUUUCUGACCUGGGAUUGCUUAGCUACAGGGGAUAUUGGACCCGCGUUCUUUUAGACAUUUUGAAAAAGCACAAAGGCAACAUAUCCAUUAAGGAGCUUAGUGACAUGACGGCCAUCAGGGCAGAAGACAUAUUGGCAACUCUACAGGCACUGGAACUGAUACAAUAUCGAAAAGGGCAGCAUGUGAUUUGUGCAGAUCCCAAGGUGUUAGAUCGUCAUCUAAAAGCUGCAGGUCGUGGUGGUCUUGAGGUCGAUGUUAGCAAGUUGAUUUGGACUCCUUACAAAGAACAAGGUUAACUAGUGGUUCCCCACUUCCUAAUUGCAAUUAUGAUUUCAAGUUGCUCAGAUAAUUGCUUUGUAAAAACCAGACAAGAUUUUGCUUUUGAUGUUUGCUUAAACAAUAUAGAUGUCUUUUGCGUAGUUGUUGAAAGCCAUCGCCUCUUGUGCC
This is a messenger RNA of Helianthus annuus (common sunflower), 1462 nucleotides long. Its product is annotated as histone acetyltransferase of the MYST family 2. The coding region runs from base 136 to 1311 and encodes 391 amino acids. Lineage: Eukaryota; Viridiplantae; Streptophyta; Magnoliopsida; Asterales; Asteraceae. Gene Ontology annotation, molecular function: histone acetyltransferase activity. Gene Ontology annotation, biological process: regulation of DNA-templated transcription. The transcript is spliced from 9 exons. The record is from RefSeq and is a predicted model, not a curated record.